AAAUGCAGCAUACUCAUCUUUCAGAUAUAUGUCUAAAUUUAAAACUAUGUAUACCUCAUAACAAAUUAGCCUCCAAAAUAUAGUUCUUUCGGCCACAUCCCGUUCAAAUUAGUCAGCAUGAGGGCCCUUCUAGGCGCCGAAAGCCUCCUAAGUAUCUGCAAGUACCGGGUACGAUGGUACAGCAAGGGCAAGUCACAUCUGCCUCCAAAGGAGCUCUACGAUAUGGCAAUGAAGGCCAUCGAAAGCCGCCAACAUACGAUUUCAGCACGUUUAAGACAGUUUGGAAAGAAGGCAUCAGAAACCCCCACAUUGGAAAUUAUUUGUCGUGCAUUAGCGUCGUCAAGCACUGCAGGCACAUCGAAUAACUCAGAUUCCAAGGAUCAGGCACCUUCCACUUUCAACAGCCAGACAUUAAAGCCCGAUUGUGAUACCCUUACCAUGAAACCUGAAAGCCAACCAAACCUUCCUCAACUUGAUUUCGCAACGCUGGAAAUAUUUAACUGUAAGAAAUGUUAUGAAAAUACUUCUUCAAAAACCCAAGCCCUUUCAGGUCUUAUGAUAGUAAACUGCAAGAACUGCCAUGAAGAUAACACAAAGCAAUCUACAAAGUGUUCAAUGGGAAAAGCAAUACCACCACAACAGGGAAACAGUACAAAGGAACCAACCAGCGUUUUAAAGAAAGAUUUAAAAACUCCUUCAAAGGAGGAGGCUAGCAAAGCUCCACCAUCAAAACAAGAUAUAAAAGCAGAAGGCUCAGCUAAACCUCAAGAAUCCGCCGACAGAUUUUCCAUGCCGCAAAAGUCUGCUUUUCCGCAAGGAAGAAAUCCCUGUGAAGACGGAAUGUCGCAAUGUAAGCAACCCAAAAAACCUUCCUGUGACUCUGCAGUUUCGUGUAAGGGUCCACAAUCUGACCCUGUAAGAACUGCACCUCAGGAGGAACAUUCGGUUAAAGGUAAAAUUCCUGAUUCUACACCUAGUGGGAAAUCUCCGGAUGUAUCAAAUUCUCAAAUUAAUACAACCGCUUCCGUUGAGUUAAAAGCUCCGGGUAAAAGUAAUGCUUCUGUAAAUGCCAUAGCUCAAGCAAAGCCACAAGUCAAAAACAUCCCUCAAAAUAUACCAAAAUCAGAUCCAAGUGAAGGAAGUAAGGAUGGAGAAAAAGGUGCGGAGAAAUCUAAGUGUCCAACACCAAAGCCUAAAAAAUGCCAGGCAGCCAAAAAAGAACCCAAACCUGAACUCAUCAAGAAACCAGAAAAAUGCAAGGAAAAGGAAAAACCAAAAGCGGUGGCCCAAUGUAAACAAGAAAAAAAAGAAGACCCCUGUCCAGAGGCUAAAAAAUGUCUGAUUAAAGGGGCAGUUUCUGAUCCAAGUAGCUCUUCGCAAUCCAAGCCUAAGUCAUUGGAACAGGUAGCACCAAAAGCAAAACCCUCACAGGAAAAGUCAUCCAUACAGGAUAGUAUCAAUCAGAAGCAAAGACAGGAUAAGCCGACCAGUCGUCCAGUUAAAGCCACAAGUCAACAAUCUAAAGAAGGAAAGCUACCUCCACCACCAUCAUCUAGUUUUUCCAUGCCACUCUUCUCGGCUUUUCCAAUGGGAAGGAAUCCCUGCAGGGAUGGCCCUAGAGGAGCAGCCGAAGAGGCCUGUCCCGAACCAAAAGAUGAUCCCUGCUCCAAACCCAAAAUCAAUCCCUGUACGUCAGAAGAAAGUUCCUGUUCUUCAGGGAAUAAAGCCUCGGGUGGCUCUAGCUGUUCCAGUGAGGCUUCAGGUAAAAAGGAGUCAAGUGCCUUUAAGAAACAUUCCCAAAAAGAUAAGACUUCAGUGUCCCCUAAAGAAAUCAAGACCACAUCUAGUGAGCCUGCUGCUUCACAGUCUCCACCUUCAGCGUCAACCAGAGAAAUCCUAGAGCCGGAGGGUCCUUUCAAGGAAAAGGUAAACACUUCUUCCAAAGAUCCAAUUCCCCCAGCUGCAAAGUCACCUUCACCUACUUCGCCACCACCGCCUGCUAAAGAGCUCAAAGAGUCAGUUGCAAAGGCACCUUCACCUUCAGAAAUCAAAGGUGAUUCGGGUCCUCCAGAGGAUAAGGCAAAGACUCCUUCCCAAGCGCCUCCACCAAAGCCUCAAGAGGCCAAAGACAAAAUAUCAAAUGAUAAUGGCCAUCUUAAAAAACCAUGCGUUUCACUAGAUGGUGACGAAAGUAAGCUAAAUAGCGACAUCAGCAAAGACCAAAUAUCAUUUGAUGAUUGCAAAGUUAAAAAACCAUGCGUUUCACUAGAUGGUGACGCAGGUAAGAAAAAUAGCGACUCCAGCGAGGAGAAACCGCAACCCGAGCUGAAAAAGUUUCCCGUUCAACCACUGAAACAAACUCUCGCCAGUUAUCUCAUCAGUAUCGAACCUCUUCUCACUGAAGAGGAACUGAAAAAGGAACAAAAACUUACCAGGAAGUUCGCGGAUUGCGAAGGCCAGGAUCUCCAGAAGCUGCUCGAGGAAGAGGCCGAGCAUUGCGCCAACUGGCUGACUCCGCGGUGGACACGAGCCGCCUAUUUGGGCUACCAGGCACCGCUGACCGUCUUCUCUAGUCCGGGAUUAUCCUUUCCCAUUCAAGAGUUCCCGGAACCCACCGAUUUUCUCAACUUCACUGCAAAAGCAAUUUACGGUGCCUGCGAGUUCAAGCAGCUGGUGGACCAAAAUAAAAUACCCGUGGUGCAAAUGGGCAAAUAUUCCCUGGACAACAGCCAGUUCUCAAAAAUCUUUGGUACAGUUCGCAGGCCAGGCCGAUUUUGCGAUACCCUCGAACAAUGCAGUGAUGCCGACUACGUCGUGGUGGUUCACAAGAACAACUACUUCAAGUUGCCCAUCUAUUGCGAAAGCGGAGAGUUGUUGCAUGUCCACAGUUUGAGGGAUGCGCUGCAGGAGAUCAUCGACUGUCCCAUUUGCAGAGGCGAACCCUAUGGCCUGCUCACCCACGACAAUAGAGGCAACUGGGCGGAGGCCUAUGCGGCACUGCGCUGUCCACAUGGCAACGCCGCUUCAGUGGACACCAUUGAGCAAUCCCUAUUCCUGGUCUGCCUGGACGAAUGCGUGCCCAUUGGCAAGGGAGAGGAUAGCAUUGUGCAGGCCCACCAACUCCUCCACGGCGGUGGACUGCGCCAGAAUAGCGGCAACCGAUGGAUGGAUAAGACCAUCCAGCUCAUAGUCAAUCCAAAUGGAUUGGCUGGAUUCUGCUACGAACAUUCCCCAGCCGACUGCCAACCAUUGGCCAUGCUAAUGGACUUUGUGCACGAGAAAGUGAAAGAAGAGAACUAUGGUUGCGAUGGCUGUGAUUCGCAAAAGGAGGUUACGUCCACCCUCCUAAAAUUUCAACCCAUGAACGAGUGCAUCAACCUGUGGAUGUGUCAGGCAAUGCGGAAUAUCCACAAGAUCGUCAGCCAGCUGCAGAUGAAUGUGUUCCAGUUCGAGUGCCAUGGCAAGUGCUUCAUCAAGGCGCAGGGUCUAAACGUGGACAGCUACAUACAGAUGGCUCUUAGUCUGGCCUUCUACUCCCUCCACAAGAAAAUUGCCGCGCAGUACGAGUCCGCUCACCUAAGGAUUUUCUACGAGGGACGCACCGAGGCCAUACGAUCCACCUCCAACGAAUCGAAGGCCUUCGUCCUGGCCAUGCAAUCGGAGACGGCCACGAGGAACGAGAAGUUGGCGACCCUCCACAAGGCUGUGGAUGCCCACGAGAAGUUGACCAAGGAGGCCAUCAAAGGACAGGGCAUCGAUCGCCACCUCUUUGGACUGCAACAAAUGGCCUUGGAGAACGGCCUUCCACUGCCCGACUUCUUUCAGUCGACGGGUUUUGUGCGAUCCGUUACCUUUCAGCUCUUCACCUCACAAGUGGCCACAUCCAGCGGGGGCUUCAUGGCCUACGGACCUCUGUUGUCCGACGGAUACGGGUGCUGCUACAAUCCACAAGAAGAUAAGAUAAUCUUCGCCAUUUCCGCCUGGAAAACUUGCCCACAAAUAAGCCCCUUUAAGUAUGGUAAAGCCAUUAACAAGUCUCUGAACGCCAUGAGAAGACUGAUCCUGGAAACAGGCGGCGAUCGUGUGGGCGAGCAUCCAUGCAAGUGUGAGGAAAUCCGGCUCUAGAAGGGGAUCUCUUUAACAUAGAGAUUUGCUUGACUACCCUCUUGUACUCCGUUUCAUAAUAAAGCGAAUAUACAUUGUAA
Messenger RNA from Drosophila rhopaloa, 4205 nucleotides. RefSeq lists its product as uncharacterized. Gene Ontology annotation, cellular component: peroxisome. The coding region runs from base 118 to 4125 and encodes 1335 amino acids. Lineage: Eukaryota; Metazoa; Arthropoda; Insecta; Diptera; Drosophilidae. Gene Ontology annotation, molecular function: carnitine O-acetyltransferase activity. The transcript is spliced from 4 exons. Gene Ontology annotation, biological process: carnitine metabolic process, CoA-linked. The record is from RefSeq and is a predicted model, not a curated record.